GUCGCGGAUUCGUGUGCUUGUUAACCCCCGACAUCAUCUUGCGGCCGAUACCGCUGCGACUUGCACUUCCCUCUGUCCUUUCCUUUGAGUUCUAUCGCGCAGUCUUCGCCCCGCUAAUUUCCGAUCCCCAAAUGCUAUCCUCGAUGACCGUGAUCAACCGCCCGUGUCAUGGAUAGCACGCAGUGAGUUGGGUAACCCCUCAGUGACGGCCUAUCUGGAAUGCGUCUCAUUGCGGUAGCUUCUAAACGUUCCGAUUUGGUGGACUCUGCUUCUCUCGGGUCAAUGGAGUCUGCUUGGUGCUGAGCUGUGCCGGAUCUGCAGUUAUGGCUUCGGCGGGCAAGGCCAACUUUGACGAUUCCAGACGAACCACCGGGUCGCCGAAGCUGAAAGGUCGUGAAAAUGCGAAAGACACCCUGUGCCGUAACGUGACAAUUUACGGCCGAUGUCGAUAUGAAGAUAAAGGUUGCGCAUUUAACCAUGACCCGCACCGGGGUAACGCCCCGCACAGCACUGAAAGCAAGAAACGACUCAAUGUCGACUCGCCUAGCUUUACCCCUUCGCUUUUGAAUGGCUCAGCGGGACCCAAAAAGCCCGCAGCCACAACUACCAUUUCCCCAAAGGCUGCCAGCGCAGCUCCGUUUCUUCCCAAAGGCAUAAUCUCACGAUCGAAUGCCUCUACACCUCCUGUUCUCCAAGAUACUUCUACUCCGGAAUGGAUUGUCGCAGAUAUCCCAGAUUUUGUACCGCAAGGAUUCGAUACAGGACAAGUGGACACUUUACAGGGCAACGGCAAUGGAGGAAUACCAGCAGGCGCUUUCGAUCCCUACAUCGGACCUUCCACCGCCCAAUUAACAACUCAGAGUGCAGUGGGCCCUCAAGUUACGCCAAACCCAUACGCCCACGAUCCCACUGCUUUAGGCGCAGCAGCGUACUUCGGACCCCAAAACACGUUUCAACAACCGGUUCAAUACCAUCUCUACGCACCCAUCGGGCCACAUAACUCAAAUAUAUUAGGCUACCAAAGGAAUGUCCAUGAUUUGUUCCUCCCAAACGAUUUCCGGGAGGAAUUACAAAAGAAGGCAGCGGCUACACUACAGACUCUUCCCAACUCUCAACUUCCGACACAAUUAGACCAUUUUCACUCCUUGGUGCCUCUCGAUCUUUCCUACCAGAAAAAUGCGGCGAUUUUUGGCUACCCUAGUUGGGUAUAUAAGGCUCAAUCGAGUAAAGAUGGCAACUUCUACGCUCUAAGGAGACUCGAAGGUUUCCGUUUGACCAGCGAAAAGGCCAUUCGAUCAGUCCAAAAUUGGAAACGAGUAUGCAACGGCAGCGUAGUCACAGUCCAUGACGCUUUUACAACCCGUUGCUUCCAGGACAGCUCCCUUAUAAUUGUCACUGACUACCACCCUUUGUCAAAAACGUUGGCGGAACACCACCUUGGUGGUCCCAGCCGAUAUCAGGCUCGCCAAACCGGAACACAUAUCCCCGAGCAAAUCCUAUGGAGCUAUGUAACUCAAAUUGCAUCUGCCUUGAAGGCAAUUCAUAGCGUAGGGUUGGCAGCACGAGUGAUCGAUCCUAGUAAAAUUUUGCUGACAGGGAAAAAUCGCAUCCGGCUUAAUGCGUGUGCAAUUCUGGACGUUGUACAACAUGACUCCCAACGGUCGAUCACAGACCUCCAAAGUCAAGACCUAGUAAAUUUUGGCCAACUGAUUAUCACUCUGGGAGCAAACUCACCCUCCGUCAUGCACAAUCCGACAAAAGCCAUGGAACAUUUUACUCGCGCAUAUACUCCUCAAUUGAAGAAUUCCAUUUUCUGGCUAUUAAGCGCCUUACAAAAAGAUCAGGAACGCAACAUCGAUCUCUUCGUCACCGGCAUCUCCUCCCAGCUCAUAUCUACUUUUGACUCCGCCCUCCACCUCGAUGACGAACUCACCUCCGAUCUCAGCCGGGAGCUCGAAAAUGGGCGCCUCGUUCGCUUGCUUACCAAACUCAAUUUCAUCAAUGAACGUCCCGAAUACGACCACGACCCCCAAUGGGCCGAAAAUGGAGAGCGUUAUGUCCUCAAACUAUUUCGCGACUAUGUGUUUCACCAGAUUGACGCGCAAAAUCUACCGGUUGUCGACCUGGGGCAUGUACUUACCUGCCUGAACAAGUUGGAUGCAGGGACCGAAGAAAAGGUCACGCUGGUUAGUCGAGACGAGCAAAGUUGUUUUAUUGUUAGUUACAAGGAGUUGAAGAAGGCGGUGGAAUCAUCCUUCCAAGCGUUGACGAAACAUCCGAGGAGGGCCUAA
Messenger RNA from Histoplasma capsulatum G186AR, 2291 nucleotides. RefSeq names its product PAB-dependent poly(A)-specific ribonuclease subunit pan3. The coding region runs from base 324 to 2291 and encodes 655 amino acids. Lineage: Eukaryota; Fungi; Ascomycota; Eurotiomycetes; Onygenales; Ajellomycetaceae. Gene Ontology annotation, biological process: protein phosphorylation; nuclear-transcribed mRNA poly(A) tail shortening; mRNA processing. The record is from RefSeq and is a predicted model, not a curated record. Gene Ontology annotation, molecular function: metal ion binding; poly(A) binding; ATP binding. Gene Ontology annotation, cellular component: P-body; PAN complex. The transcript has 9 exons.